GACGUGACCCGCAGGCGGAAGCGGAAGCGGGGCCGUGCGGGCGCGGCGGCGGCGGUGGCGGCGGCGAUGCUGUCGCUGGACUUUCUGGACGAUGUGCGGCGCAUGAACAAGCGGCAGCUGUACUACCAGGUGCUGAACUUCGGCAUGAUCGUGUCCUCCGCCCUCAUGAUCUGGAAGGGGCUCAUGGUGGUGACGGGCAGCGAGAGUCCCAUCGUGGUGGUGCUGAGUGGGAGUAUGGAGCCUGCUUUCCACAGAGGAGAUCUCCUGUUCCUCACGAACCGAAUUGAGGAUCCCAUCAGAGUGGGAGAAAUUGUCGUCUUCAGGAUAGAAGGAAGGGAAAUUCCUAUAGUCCAUCGUGUCCUGAAAAUCCAUGAGAAGCAAAAUGGAGACAUCAAAUUUCUGACAAAGGGAGACAACAAUGCUGUGGAUGACAGAGGGCUCUACAAGCAGGGGCAGCACUGGCUGGAGAAGAAGGAUGUAGUAGGACGAGCAAGAGGAUUUGUGCCCUACAUUGGAAUAGUGACUAUCUUAAUGAACGAUUAUCCAAAAUUUAAGUAUGCAGUCCUCUUUUUACUGGGUUUAUUUGUGCUGGUCCAUCGAGAGUAGUCCCUUGCACUGAACUACCAGAUGAAGGUGCCAUGGAAUUUUCUAGAUGAACCUUUAAAGUAGCUGAUGGUCCAGUGUACCAGGAGAAAGAAGAAAGCAUGCAUUUCAAAGCUUCGUGCCAGUUUGGGUUUGUUUUGGUUUUUACUGCUCAAGGGCGAAUGUUUGUCACAGUAUUUCCAAUGGUUUGUCACAUUUUAGCCUUUUUAGUGAAUUUUUAUAUUAAAAAUUUGAGCCAAAGUGUUUAGUGCUUGUACUUUGAAGCUGAGCUUCCUCUCCAAGUGCCUCUGGGAUCGUGUCCUCAGUCUGUGCCUGGCCGGGCCAGGUGCCCCCUCCCUUGUGCUCACUGAACUGUCCACUGGUGAGUUGUGGCCAUGACAGUUUUUUUCCAAUUCAGAACUGGAAUAAAGAUUUUGCCUCUUGCCA
Molecule: messenger RNA, 1029 nt
Organism: Serinus canaria (Common canary)
Lineage: Eukaryota; Metazoa; Chordata; Aves; Passeriformes; Fringillidae
Gene: SEC11A
Product: SEC11 homolog A, signal peptidase complex subunit
Exons: 6
Coding region: 67-606 (179 amino acids)
Cellular component (GO): signal peptidase complex; membrane
Molecular function (GO): serine-type endopeptidase activity
Source: RefSeq, a predicted model, not a curated record